UCUGGCGCCAACUCGCCAACCACAGACUAUAUCCAACCUAUUUUGACGUGUGCUGUGAAAAAAGUGCUAAGUUAAACAGUGGCGAAUCGAAUAGUGUGGCUAAUUCAAAACGUGUAUGAAAUGGACUGAGAAAGCAAAACAAUGAGUGAGCGUAAAGGCAAUUCAUGAAGAUAAUGCUACAGACGAAAGUUUAUGAAAAUUAGUAUUUUCACCACAAUUAUAGGAACAAAACACAGCUACAUUGUUUUGUAAAUACCAAAGCAUAAACAACAGUGAAUAGACAUGAGUGACAAGAAGCUGAUUAGGACUAGCUCUUUAAAACAACCUGGAAGUGUGAGAAAGAGAAACCGACAUGUAUUCAUUAGGGUGCCUGAUGCAGACAGGGAUAGACCCUACAAGCUUCGCACGAAGCUGGUCAUCACGGGGCUGACUGUCCUGGUCUUGCUGUCAGCCUUGAGUGGAUACCUCAUCGGCAGCAACGACUACCACAACUGGAAGAACUCUGAGCCACCAGACCCAGUGGAGCCUCUUCUACCUUCGGCUUCCUGGCUGCACACCUUCCAGAAGGCAGCUGUCUGCACUGACGCACCGCACUGCUCCCAGAUUGGCAGACAAAUCCUCACGAAAAAUGGUUCGGCAGUGGACGCGGCGAUCGCUGCUAUGUUCUGCAACAGCCUGCUCAACCAGCAGAGCAUGGGCAUCGGCGGGGGCUUCUUCAUGACGGUGUACAUCAAGCAGGAGGAGAAGGCAUACACCGUCAACGCCAGGGAGACCGCACCAGCCGCCGCUACGCCUGACAUGUACCAUGGGGAUUCGGAUAAAGCCAAAAAAGGUCCAUUAGCAGUGGGAGUCCCAGGAGAACUCCGGGGUAUGUGGGCAGCUCACCAGCGAUGGGGUCGCCUCCCGUGGGAAAGCCUGGUCGCCCCAACGCUGGACUUUUGCAAGAACGGCUACCAGAUCUCCAAGGCGCUCUAUGAUGGCAUCAAUACCGCUUCCUGGAUCAAGAAUGACCCUAACCUCAGCAAAGUAUACGUCACACAAGACAAGUUCAGGAAAGAGGAGUUCCAGAAGCCUGGAGUGAUCGUGAAGCCGGCAGAGGCUUACUGCAACACCCUCCGAAGGAUCGCCGAGAAGGGAGGAGACGAGCUCUACAAUGGAAGUCUGGCGAACGACUUCUUGGAUGACCUGAAAAGAGCUGGAAGCAUUAUCACCGCUGACGAUCUGAGGAACUACGAGGCCAAGAUCAGCGAGCCGAUUUCAUUCUCGAUCGGCGGCGGGGACACCCUUUACGCCCCUCCCCCUCCUAGCAGCGGGCUCAUCCUGGGUUACAUCCUUAAUGUGCUUAAAGGAUACAAGUUCACCAGGGACAGUAUCAACAGCACGCAGGACAAGGUGCUGUCGUACCACAGGAUUAUUGAAGCGUUCAAGUACGCGUACGCAACUAGGACUAAGCUGGGAGAUGCGGCCUUUUUGGAUCUGAACGAGCUGAUAGCCGACGUGUCAAGACCAGAGUUCGGCGAUUCCAUCCGAGAGAAGAUCAAUGAUGCCCAUACCAGCAAUGACUCCAGCGUGUAUGGGGCCGUGCGCUACACCAAGGAGGAUGCCGGCACCGCCCACAUCUCCAUCAUAGCUGGCAACGGAGACGCUGUAUCUGUCACCAGCUCCAUCAACUUCUACUUCGGCGCCGGUUUCACAACUCUCAAUACGGGUAUAGUGAUGAACAACGUCAUGGACGACUUCUCUUCUGCUGGCUUCAAGAACUCCUUCGGUCUGGACCCUUCUCCUGCCAACUUCAUCGCGCCGGGCAAACGCCCUCUGUCGUCUAUGAGCCCGAGCAUCAUUGUAGAUAACAUGGGGAACGCUAAGAUGGUGAUCGGAGCCUCUGGGGGCACGAAGAUCACGACUGCUGUUGCUAUGGUGAUAAUACGCAAGCUGUGGUUCGACCAGACCAUCAAAGAGGCCGUGGAUGAGGCCCGCAUCCACCACCAGAUCUUCCCAAUGACUGUGGAGUACGAGUUUGGAGUUGUAGAGGAUAUCGUGAGGGGCCUUCGCGAGAAAGGCCACGGCAUGGUUCGCUACAGAGGCAGGGGUUCCAUAGUCUGCGCCCUUUACCGAAACAGGACUGGCAUCUUCGCCAAUGCUGACUUCAGAAAAGGCGGGGACGUGGCUGGUAUGGACUAGAUAGUCCAGGGAAACUGUCAAGGGUGGCUCUAUGAUUACCUAAAAAUUAACGGCCCUAUAUGUUUGCUCGAAGAUUGAUUUUGAUAGUCAUUUCAACAUUAAAAUUAGCAUGCUUAAAACGAGCGUGCUAAACAAUUCGAAAUGAGCAUGCUUAUUAUUACCAAUGUUUCGACACACAUGCUACUAUGUAGCAAUUUCACAAUAAUGGUAUGCUUUCGUGCUAGUAAUGAGCAUGCAUAACUGUACCUUAACUUGGCCUACAGAUUUGAUCGAACAGUCUUCAAAACAAUUAAAAAUCGUGUAUUGUAUUGGAACGCUCAAUAAAAGUACGAUAGGUCCUUUUGUGAUGAAGCAACAAAGGUAUAUUUAAUGUAUAAUAUCUCAAAUUUUAUAGAGCCUACCCUUGGGACAGAGUUAGUAAUACUACAGAGACAGGAACAAGUAAAUCAUUAGAGAGUAAUCUUAAAACCAGUCUUUUUGGAAAUAAGUAGAGAUGUCUUGAUAUCAGUGUUGUCGGUAUAAGAAUCUUGUCUCAGUCUCAAUCCUAACAUGCAACUUGUUUUAUCCUGAUACAAAAAUGCGACAAUAUUACAUUCUUUAAGUGAAAGUAUAAUUAAAUUAAACUUAUAGUCUGAAAUGUGCUCGGCAAUUAUGAAUGGUAAAAUGGUGCGGUUGUUCGGAAACAUAAGGAAUGUGAUAGAUAGAGUAUCUUUAGAAUAGGAUUCUAAAAUUAUCUAUAUCACAAGUCUGAAUCUCGUUUAGGUGAUAUUUGAUAUUCGACCUUAUGGUCAUCUAAAACACUUUUCCCAGUAACUCAUUUUUUAAUCUGAGGCCGAAUAAGUUUUUUGAAAGAAGGAACAGAAAUACAUUUUGUACAUAAUAUUCAUUGAAUGUCCAUUUUUAAUACUAAAUUAAGAUGCCAAGAAUGCGUUCUUACAAACCUAGCAUUUACUUUACAAAUAAUUCUGACUUAUUGUUAGAUUAGAUGAUCAAUAGUUGUAAGCUAAUUUUGGACGAGCAAUUCUACAAGCUAAUUACAAUUACGCCCGUAUUUACAAACAUUACUAUGAGGUCUCCCAGUGCGCGUGGACGCACAGGGUGACACACGCACGAACCACACAGAGCUCUAUUCAAUGCUGUGCGUUCGAUUUGCUGCUUUACUAAAGCAAGCAUUGUUUGUGAAUACGGGCGUUAGUCACAAACAUACGCACAAAAAGAUUAUGGUCCUUCGAGUGUAAAAAAGCCACAGUAACAUUUCUUACAUAAAUAUAAGCUUGUAUAUCGUUCGUCUAAACCUAGCUGUAAUAGAAUGAGUGUCUAUAAUAUGAAAGUGUCACAAUGUAUGUCCGAAUGCUUCAAGUGUGCCCGCCGCUCCCAGUACUACUGCAGUAUUAAGUAAUUUAUCGGUAUCCAAUACCACGUAUGACUAUACUAGGUAUGCAGUCGUUAUUAAUAAAUUUUACAUGUUAA
This is a messenger RNA of Ostrinia furnacalis (Asian corn borer), 3651 nucleotides long. RefSeq names its product glutathione hydrolase 1 proenzyme. Gene Ontology annotation, cellular component: plasma membrane. Bases 283 to 2181 code for a protein of 632 amino acids. Gene Ontology annotation, molecular function: glutathione gamma-glutamate hydrolase. The record is from RefSeq and is a predicted model, not a curated record. The transcript has 11 exons. NCBI's taxonomy places the organism in Eukaryota, Metazoa, Arthropoda, Insecta, Lepidoptera, Crambidae. Gene Ontology annotation, biological process: glutathione catabolic process.